Molecule: messenger RNA, 1098 nt
Organism: Thamnophis sirtalis
Lineage: Eukaryota; Metazoa; Chordata; Lepidosauria; Squamata; Natricidae
Source: RefSeq, a predicted model, not a curated record
AUGAAUAUAAUAUUUUGUUCCAGCCUUUUGGUAUCCUUCUUAGCCAAUAUCGUGUGGACUCACACUAUCAGAACAAUGGAGGAUGAAUCUGAUCCAUACAACUGGUUGUUUUAUACCUUUGAGUGUCCACAAGAAUGUGUCUGUCCUCCAAACUUCCCAAAUGCUUUAUACUGUGAUAGCAAGGCAAUUAAAGAAAUACCUGCCAUCCCACCGGGUAUCUGGUACCUCUAUCUCCAAAACAAUCUCAUUGAAACAAUUACAGAGAAGUCUUUUGCGAAUGCCACCCAACUAAAAUGGAUAAAUCUGAACAAUAACAAAAUCACUACCAAUGGAAUUGAAAAAGGUGCAUUUAACAAUUUAAAAAGUUUACUCUACUUGUACCUGGAAGACAACUAUUUAGAAGAAGUGCCAGAUCCCCUGCCAAGAAGUCUUGAACAAUUGCGUUUAGCAAGAAACAAAAUCGGGAUAAUCCCUCAAGGUGUCUUCAAUAAUUUGGAAAACCUAACUAUGUUAGACUUACAUCAAAACAAACUGUUGGACAACACUCUGUCAAACAACACCUUCCAAGGACUGAGCAGUCUCAUGCAACUUAAUGUUGCUCAAAAUUCCCUUACAAAAAUGCCACCAAUUCUUCCUGCUAAUGUGAACCAGCUUUUUCUGGACAGUAAUUCUAUUGAAACAAUACCAGACAAUUAUUUUGAUGCAAUGCUCAGAUUAGUUUCCCUACGGCUGAACCACAAUAAAUUAACUGAUGGAGGCAUACCAAGCAAAGUCUUUAAUAUUUCAUCCCUUCUUGAUCUUCAGCUAUCGUACAAUGAACUCACCAUAAUCCCAGAUAUCAGUAUCCAUCUUGAGCAUCUUCAUCUUGAUAACAACAGAAUCAAUAGUGCUGAGAAAAUGCCUCAUUCACAUAUGAGAGUGUUUGAACAACUUCAUCUUGUUUCUGCCUUUCCUAGAUCAGAAGUCCCUGUGGUUGGUCACUCAAGCCCUAGUCAUCUCACGUUUGGACUACAGCAAUAUGCUCUAUGUGGAGCUACCCUUGAAGAAUAUUUGGAAGCUACAGCUGGGUCACAGUGCAGUGGUAUAGGAGGUUCUUAG